Molecule: messenger RNA, 5732 nt
Organism: Rhinopithecus roxellana (golden snub-nosed monkey)
Lineage: Eukaryota; Metazoa; Chordata; Mammalia; Primates; Cercopithecidae
Gene: CD226
Product: CD226 molecule
Exons: 7
Coding region: 570-1640 (356 amino acids)
Biological process (GO): positive regulation of Fc receptor mediated stimulatory signaling pathway; positive regulation of T cell receptor signaling pathway; positive regulation of type II interferon production
Cellular component (GO): external side of plasma membrane
Source: RefSeq, a predicted model, not a curated record
GAAAAAGAAAACGGGGAAGAAAAGGCAAAGAAACAAACUCUGAUUUCGGCGGGGAGUGUAGUUUCUAUUUAGAGCUAGAACAAAGGAGAAGUGCGUCCUUUCAAAUUGUAGAUUCUUUGGGGAAAAGAGGGACAGAACUUUAUCUGAGUUUGAAAUGAGUCUGGGUAGCUGCAAUGGUAAAGCUGCUUCCAGAAACAGGUAAACCUGACUUCAAAAAACCCCGCUUCAUGAAAUAUUAGUGCUUCACUUCAGUUGCUAUCUGAAGAAGUUCUGGUAGAGAGAAGAGCUCAGGGGCACAGGCAGAGUCAGCUCCCCAGUGGGCUGAAAGCUCCCUGCGGCUCCUGCAGUGCUAAUUAAGGGAGGGAGCAGCAGGGAGCUUGCAGUGACCAAGAGGGGGUUGAGGCUAAGAGGCCGCGAUAAACAGGAUGAUAAACAGGAUACGAUAAAAGCCCUUAACCAAGACACAGAUGGGAAGAAGAGUUAGAGCGAGCAGCACUCACAUCUCAAGAAAAAGAAGACACGACUGAUAACAUCUGAGAGGAAGGAAACUGCAUUGUGCUGGGAUCUGCAUGUCACAUUAUAAAAAACAAUUUUUAAAAAUAGACCAGUCUUUUAAACAGCUUCCAGAGAUGGAUUAUCUUACUUUACUUUUGGCUCUUCUUCAUGUAUACAGAGCUCUAUGUGAAGAGGUGCUUUGGCAUACAUCAGUUCCCUUUGCUGAGAAUAUGUCUCUAGAAUGUGUAUAUCCAUCAGUGGGCAUCUUAACACAGGUGGAGUGGUUCAAGAUCGGGACCGAGAAGGAUUCCAUAGCCAUUUUCAGCCCUACUCAUGGCAUGGUCAUAAGGAAGCCCUAUGCUGAGAGGGUUUACUUUUUGAAUUCAACGAUGGCUUCCAACAACAUGACUCUUUUCUUUCGGAAUGCCUCUGAAGAUGAUGUUGGCUACUAUUCCUGCUCUCUUUACAUUUACCCACAGGGAACUUGGCAGAAGGUGAUACAGGUGGUACAGUCAGAUGGUUUUGAGGCAGCUGUGCCACCAAAUAGCCACAUUGUCUCGGAACCUGGAAAGAAUAUCACACUCACCUGUCAGCCUCAGAUGACGUGGCCUGUGCAGGAAGUGAGGUGGGAAAAGAUCCAGCCCCGUCAGAUUGACCUCUUAACUUACUGCGACUUGGUCCACGGCAGAAAUUUCACCUCCAAGUUCCCACGACAAAUAGUGAGCAACUGCAGCCACGGAAGGUGGAGUUUCAUUGUCAUCCCCGAUGUCACAGCCUCAGACUCGGGGCUUUACCGCUGCUACUUGCAGGCCAGCGCAGGAGAAAACGAAACCUUCGUGAUGAGAUUGACCGUAGCCGAGGGUAAAACCGAUAACCAAUAUACCCGCUUUGUGGCUGGAGGGACAGUUUUAUUGUUGUUGUUUGUUAUCUCAAUUACCACCAUCAUUGUCAUUUUCCUUAACAGAAGGAGAAGGAGAGAAAGAAGCGAUCUAUAUACAGAGUCCUGGGAUACACAGAAGGCACCCAAGAACUAUAGAAGCCCCAUCUCUGCCAGUCAACCUACCAAUCAAUCCAUGGAUGAUACAAGAGAGGAUAUUUAUGUCAACUAUCCAACCUUCUCUCGUAGACCAAAGACUAGAGUUUAAGCUUAUUCUUGACAUGAGUGCAUUAAUAAUGACUCUUAUGUACUCAUGCAUGGAUUGUUAUGCAAUUUUUUUCCACUACCCAUGGUCUACCUUAGAUACUAGUUGUCUCAUUGAGUUCAUUUGGUAGGAAACGUACUUCAUUACCUAAAAAACAUUUUUCAUGGAACUGUUUCAGAAAACCUGACUCCAACUUGUUUAUAUACAAAAGAAAAUUUACUGAAUCAUGUAACAGAAUGAUCCAGGGGAGAUUAAGCUUUUGGCAAGGACUAUUUACCAGGGCUUAAAUGUGUCUAGAAUUAAGUAUGGGCAUAAACUGGCUUCUGAAUCCCUUUCCACAGUGUUGGAUCCAUUUCCUUGGUCUUGGCCUCACUCUCAUGCAGGUUUUCCUCUUGUGUUGGCAAGAUGGCUGCCAACUCUUGGCAAUUCAUACAUCCUUGUUUCUGUCUGGUAGAGAGUUUGCUUCUCUAAUAGAACCAACACAUUUGGUUACUUUUUCAUUGUUAAAUAGGCAUCAUGAUCAGAAACGAUGGAAUGGCUUAAGAAAACUAAGGGCUCACUUCUAGAGCUGAGAGCAGGGUCAAAGCACAAUACUAGGCAAUUCAGAGCAUGGUUAGAAGAGGGAACAGGAGUCUCAAAGCUGGGGAGUUUACCAACAAAUAUUGACUGCAGUGACUAACCAAGAUAUUCUUGGUUAACUAAAAAGUGAAAUAUGGGAUGGAUUCUAGAAAUGGGGUAUCUCUCUCCAUACUUCUAGAAUCCACGCUAUCAGCAUAGUCCAGAAGAGUACCUGGCAAUAGAAGAAAUGAAUAAUCAAGAGGAAGAUAAAUAUGAGAGGGCAAUCCCUUGCUAUUCUCAUAUAUAUUUAUCUCUCAUUCUGUAUAGAAUUCUUGCCACCAUCCCACGUCUAGCCUUAGGAGCAAAUGUAGUAGAUAGUCCAAUAAUAAAUAACUUAAUGUUUUGGACAUUGUUUUUCUUUUCUACUUUUGAGAAUUAUUUUUAAUAUGUAAAUUCUCUCAAAAGGGUCAGGCACCUAGUUGUUAUUUUUUAAUGAUUAUGUGAAACUUGAAUAUAAUAUACCACUAAAAGUGACAGCCGGAAGUGGUGGCAUAGGAUGAUAGGGUAGAAAUUUGAGAGGGAAAAAAGAAAUUGGGAGGGUACAGGCAACAGGAGAAAGGAAUCAAACCACAGAAAAAUACAAAGGGAAACUUCUGCUUCACAAUUUGGACAAAGACAGCCCUAAUGACUUCACCAACAGUCAAAGCAAUUAGAGGCCAUACCUGAUAUUGUUUGAAUUCUAGAUGUAGGCAAACAAUGAAAAGUAUUGGCCAAACUGAAUAAAACUGUCAUGGUUACCUUGAAAGGACAAUGGUCAUUAUUAAAUAUAGUGAUCAUUCAUGUCUAAAAGAUUCAUUAUUUGUCUCUAAAGAUUUCUAAAGACCACCAUCUAGAGAAGAUUCAUUAUGAAGACUGUAUUUAAAUAUCAAAGUUGUGGACUUCAUGAUAAUCUUAAAUGAAGCAAGUCCAAAUUCUCCUGUUGCCUAGACAGAUUCUAAGAUGUAAUUUACACUUUUAAGCUAAUUAGUGAGUGUUUUAUGAUUUUAGCCUUAAACACCAUGUAUGCCAAAUAGUGCAAUUAUUUUGUGAAUUACAGAAAUGGUAAGUGCCCACAUUUCUGUGAAUUAUAAAAUUUGUGAGGUUUUUUAAAACCCUUUUCAGGAGUGAAAAAAUUAAAAUGACCAUUUCCUAGUUGUACUUAAGUAAAUGCAAGAAGAGUAAACUCUCAUUUUUAUUAUGUUUGCAUAAAUAUAUUUUCAUACCUGGAUUCAUGAAAUAUUUCCACAAAUAUAUUAGCGUAACAAACUUGAAAGGUAGUUUACAAGAAAACCCUCUAUCAGAUCAAUCAAAGAUUCCAUGAGAUAAUUUAUUGGUUUGCAUGGUGAAGCAAGCUUAGCAUCAAUUAAAAGGUAAAUAAUUGCUUUUCUGAAUGGUGAAGACAAUCAAAAUAUUACUUUGUGGAAAACUCCAAUAACCAAAUUCUCAAUGAUUAGUGUAUGUGAUCAGGAAAACAUUUUUACAAUUGUAGUAUGGGGAAAUAUAAAUCCAAUUUUAAGAGAGAAAAUGAUGACUGGGUGUGGAAGGGAGAGCACAGUCAGAUACCAUUGUCAUGGUGGUUUUUACUGGGAACUUCGUGGAAGACGUUUGUAGCAAACCACUGAAGUGUUGCAAAGCCUCCAGAGCAUUUGGGACUUGUCUCUUUUUUCUUGCGUGUUUUCGUGUUUUUGGUCUCUCAUUCAAAAUAUUGAUGAGAACUAUUUACUCUGUCAUUUCUUCUCUAUAUAUUCUUCCUCUACAGAGUGUAGGAUUUUUUUCAGGAAUUUGGAGCCAUCCUAAGUUCUCCCAAAAAUUUUCUGACCUCCUCUGAUGCUCCUGUUAUACCCUCAGGGUUAAUGCUUGUGAAAUUCCAUUCAUUCAUUUCUUUCCCUGGACGUCUUUACUUACCAAAGGACUUUCAUUGUAAUCUUUUUAACAUCAUCCCUAAUUCGUGAUAGUUUUGGAACUCUCCGUAGUGUAUGUUUCUCUACCUCUACUGUUUUGCACCUAUGAUUCUGAUUGUUACUACGAAAUCAGAUCAAAACAGAUCCACAGAAUAAAAGAUCAGAAUUCCAGUAAAUUAUGUUAUAAAUACAGAUUUUUUUUUUUACAAGUUGCUGCUUUGGAAGCAAAAUGCUCCUCAAGUUUUAUAUAUGUAUACACAUGUAUAUAAUUUAUAUUGAUGGAUAAUACAACAUUAAAUAAGAAUCUAUGCUUCCUUCGAAUGCCAUUAACAUUUACAUUAAAGUAACCAAUUAAAGGAAAUUACUUUGUGAUAAUAAGGUAGGUAGAUUUGUUCAAUGUCAUUGUGGAGUACCCAGUUUUGUCAGGGAAAGAACACAUCUUAUUGAACUAUGAUGACUAUGAAUUGACUAUAUUAUUAUAAGAGAUACCUUCAACCUUUAUUUUAAAAACUUUAUGUAGAAUAUGUUGAGAAAAUAAAAUAGAAAUUUCAUUUACCCCGAUCAUGCUUAAAAUGGGAGGCAGGUAGCUGAGUAUAUAAUUUUUAAUUAGUAAAAACUCAAAUUUAUGUUUUAAGUAAUUUAGUUUAUUAUUAAAGUACUAUAUAUAUAAACUUAAAAUACAUGGGUUAUCAAUUUAAAAGACAGUAAUUAAAAAUACUUUUAGUAGGCAUUCUUUUAUUGUGAGCAUACAAGUUAUAUUGGUUUAUAUAGAAUGGCAUUAAGUAAAAAUUACAGUUGUAUGACAGUAAUUUUCUAAAUUGGGAGAGUCCGCGUUGUAAGUAGAGAUCACUGUGACCAAAUUGCUUCUCCUUGAUUUAUAAUGAUAUACUGUAUUUUGUACUGCUUAUAUGAAAUUUCAGCAAGAUUGAUGAUAUUAUAAAGAUGCUUAUAAAGUGCAAGUGGAGAUGCUAAAUUGUGAGUACAAAGAGGUUUCUUUUCACAACAGUGAUAAGAAAAUUCUUUAAAAAAAAUAAGACAACAUAAACAUGUCACCAUUAGUUUAGCUACUAUUAAAAUGUAACAUCUAGAAAGUAUUGACCUUCACCUUCAGACUUCUGUGUAAGUUAGUAUAUUUUUUCACUGAUCUGUUCAUUAGAAUUCUUCUAGCCAAGACUCUGGGCUCUUAAAACAUUUAUCUGAAAACUAAAAACAAGUUUAGUUUUUAAAAAGCUUCUCUAUUUCUAGUGAUUCAAUAGGUAGAAAAACAGCUUCUAGAAUUAACUGCAAUGCUUUCUAAGGAAAUUUUAUAAAUCCUCAAGGUCGGUUUACAUAUAUUUUUCCAGAUUCAAAGCACUAACUAUGUUGUAAGAUGUUGUAAGAAAAGGUCUAUUUGGAAGUAUGGGCGAUAAAUGCAUGGGAUAAUUCUGGUUUAUUUUCUGUUAUCCUUGUUAGAAUAAGUUAUAUGGUCAACCUGUCUAGAAUACUUUUUCCAGUGUUAGUGUGUACUUUUGAAUUUUUGGUUCUUGUAGUGUAUAGAAAUAUUUUCCUAGAUGUAGUGUAUUCUGUUGUUUUGAAUGAAUAAAACGCAAUGUUUCUC